AGCCUAGGUUGGAGAGUGCAGGUAUGAGCAAGGAGACAUUCCGUCAAAAGGCGAAAGUGCAAUGGAAAAAGACUGGUUAGCACUAAAAGAAAAUUUUGAUAACUUUGAUAACAUAAAAAAGAAACCUCGUCCCCCAAAACCAAAUAAUGCCAUUACAAUCGCUGUGUCUUCACGAACAUUAUUCAAUAUGAAAAAAGAGAGACAAGUAUAUGAAGAAGAAGGGCUGGAGAAAUAUGUUCAGUAUCAACUGGAGCAUGAAGGCCAACCUCUUUUACCCGGGGUGGCAUUUCCCUUUGUGAAGGCUCUCUUGAAUGUGAACUCACAUUUACGAGAACUCUAUCCAGACAGCGAGGAACUGUUUGAUAUUGUCCUAAUGACAAACAACCAUGCCCAGGUUGGAGUACGUCUCAUCAACAGCAUCAAUCAUUAUGAUUUAACAAUUGAGAGGUUUUGCAUGAGUGGUUCAGAAAGUGCUGUGGGCUACCUGAAAGCCUACAUGACUGACCUCUACCUGUCCAAGGACUCAGAGAAGGUUAGAGAGGCCAUAGAGGAAGGUAUUGCUGCCGCUACUAUGUUUGCCUGUGACAAUGAGAACGAGCUGAGUGACACACAACUACGUGUCGCCUUUGACGGAGAUGCCGUUCUAUUCUCAGACGAAUCAGAGAUCAUAGCGAAGACGAAAGGACUGGACACAUUCUUUGAACACGAGAAGAUAUUUGAAAACAAGCCCCUAGCACAGGGGCCUCUAAAAGGAUUUCUGGAGGCACUGGGGAAACUUCAGCGAAAAUUUUAUGCCAAGGGAGAACGUUUGAGCUGUCCCAUCCGCACAUACCUUGUUACCGCUCGGAGUGCAGCCAGUGCAGGGGCUCGAGUCCUGAAGACCUUCAGAUGUUGGGGCCUGGAGGUGGACGAAGCACUGUUCUUGGCAGGAGCUCCAAAAGGACCCCUGCUGCAAAAGAUCAGGCCUCAUAUCUUCUUUGAUGAUCAAAUGUUUCACAUUGAAGGAGCCCAAGAACUGGGAACAAUCGCUGCUCAUGUACCCUAUGGAAUUGGACAGAAAUACUAUAAAGGGAAUCUCUUACAGGAAAACAAUUUAAGAAAUUGACAAAAAACGUUAGUCCAACUCUUUUCCAUAACUCUAUACCUUCACACCAGGACCACAUUUCGGACAAAAUAUCUGCACAAAAACACUCAGGCACAGAGUAUGUAAUUUGUUGAGAUUUACAUUUCAGACAGAACAAAUUGUAUCAUUUGUGUAACAUGCAGUAGUGCAGACUAGGACUGGGUUCCAUCUCCCUUGCACGCUCCCUCUCUCUCUCUCU
Molecule: messenger RNA, 1322 nt
Organism: Sardina pilchardus (European sardine)
Lineage: Eukaryota; Metazoa; Chordata; Actinopteri; Clupeiformes; Clupeidae
Product: cytosolic 5'-nucleotidase 1A-like
Exons: 6
Coding region: 62-1105 (347 amino acids)
Biological process (GO): adenosine metabolic process; nucleotide metabolic process
Cellular component (GO): cytosol; cytoplasm
Molecular function (GO): magnesium ion binding; 5'-nucleotidase activity; nucleotide binding
Source: RefSeq, a predicted model, not a curated record